Molecule: messenger RNA, 2064 nt
Organism: Aethalodelphis obliquidens (Pacific white-sided dolphin)
Lineage: Eukaryota; Metazoa; Chordata; Mammalia; Artiodactyla; Delphinidae
Gene: NXNL1
Product: nucleoredoxin like 1
Exons: 2
Coding region: 145-801 (218 amino acids)
Biological process (GO): photoreceptor cell maintenance
Cellular component (GO): mitochondrion
Source: RefSeq, a predicted model, not a curated record
AAGAAUCAGGUCGAGGUUAGGCAGAUUAGUGAGGUUCUAAACUGGCCUCCUAAAAAUUCCUAAUCCUGGGACAGCAGCCAGUCAGCAGGCUCGGGGUCACACAAGGUCCUUGCGCCCUGUCCCCAGCACCCAGCCAGGGUUGUCAUGGCCUGCCUGUUCUCUGGCCGUGUCCUGAUCCGAAACAACAGUGACCAGGAUGAGUUGGACACGGAGGCUGAGCUUAGCCGCCGGCUGGAAAACCGACUGGUGCUGCUGUUCUUUGGUGCCGGCUCGUGCCCGAAGUGCCAGGCCUUUGCACCCAUCCUCAGGGACUUCUUUGUGCGGCUCACGGAUGAGUUCUACGUGUUGCGGGCAGCCCAGCUGGCUCUGGUGUACGUGUCCCAGGACUCGACAGAGGAGCAGCAGGACCUGUUCCUCAGGGACAUGCCCAAGAAGUGGCUCUUCUUGCCCUUCGAGGAUGACCUGAAGAGGGACCUCGGGCGCCGGUUCUCCGUGGAGCGCCUGCCGGCGGUCGUGGUGCUCAAGCCGAAUGGGGAUGUGCUCACGCUCGACGCGGCCGACGAGAUCCGGCGCCUGGGCCCUGCCUGCUUCGCCAACUGGCAAGAGGCGUCUGAGGUGCUGGACCGCAGCUUUCUGCUGCCAGAGGACCUGGACGACCCCGCGCCGCGGAGCCUCACCGAACCACUGCGCCGCCGCAAGUACAGAGUGGACCCGGCGUCGCGGGGCGUACGAGGCCGGGGUAGAGGGGGCGACCCCGGGCAGGAGGGCGGGGCCGAGGGCGGGUCAGUGGGGCUGUUCUGACCCCUGGAGGGGUGGACCGGACUGGGGGCGGUCCAUGAUGAAACCCCCGAGGAGGGCGGGGGCGGGGCUGGGGCGGAAGUGGGCUGUUCUGAUCCCUUUGCUGGGAGAGAACAGACAGGGGCGGGUCUAUGAGGAGUCCUUCCCCCUCCCCUAGGGUGGGUGGGGCUAGGGGGUGGGGGUCUGCUCUGAACCCUCCGGUAGGACAGAACAGACAGACAGGGGCGAGUCUGUGAUAAGCCCUCAUCCCACCCCCACCCCCCGACCUCCCGGUAGUGGGCGGGACCGGGGGGCUGUUUUGAGGCCCCAUGGUGGAAGGCUGACGGUUAGAGCAAGCAGAAUCUCUGAGGAGCCCCAGCGGGACGGGAAGUGGGGUCGGGGUGAAGGGAGGGGACCAUUCUGAGUUCAGGCCAGGAGGAGGGAGGGGACGUAGCGUCAGGCCGGAGCCGCGGGCUGGGGAGGCGGUCUGUAUUCUGAGCCCAGCCCGAAGAGCAGAGGAGCGGUGAGGGUGGAGCUGCUCUGAGCUCCCCGGAUGCAGAGUAAAGGCCGAGAAGUGGGGAGCAGGAAGGGUCUUUUUUGCGGCCCACCCUCCACACCCUCAGGAUUCAGCGGGGGCGAGGGGCUGUGUAAUGAGAUGGCGGGGGAGAAACAGGGCGGGACCUGAGGUAGUUCGGACGCCCCACCCCCGCCACAGGUGGAGGGUGAGACCUAGCGCAGGGCCGAUGACGGAGGUUUCUGUGUGAGGCCUCCCUCCCCCUCCCCCCCAGGACCUGGCAGGCCCAGGACCUGUCUUGGUUCUCCAGCGGCCGGGGUGGUGAAGCAGGGAGAGCUUUUCAAGGGCCUCUAGAAAUAUUUUUAAGACUUGGGGAGGAGGGGUGGUUACAAGUUCCAAAAUGGGAAAAUGCAAACCAAAAUCAAAUGAUGGUGCUGAGAACCCUCGGCCCGCCGUGCACUAAAUGGCGUUGUUCACAUGCUUCAUGCGCAAAACUACAGUAAUCCUUUAACAACGGAUUUGUAGUUUGCACGGGAUGCAGUUCAAUAUUUGGUGUCGUGUGCGCUGGGUCCAGGACCUUCAGCGAGGGCUCAGAGUCUCCCUGUCCCUGGUGAACCCUGGGGUUUCACGAGGAGACAGCAGAAUAUAGAAAUCAAAAACCCUAGUCUGGAGCCCCUUCCCGGCUGUGUGACUGUAGGACAGUCACCUCCCCUUUCUACGCCUCCUUUCUUUCCUCUGGAAAAUGACAGUAAGGCAAGGUCCUACCUGGCAGG